AUGUCUUUUGCUGAAGAACCCGACUACAUUUAUAUGACACAUUCGCUGAAGUCCAUAGCAAAGGAAAACCGUAUCGACAUGGAAAAGAAACUGGACUGGGUAGGCAGAGCGAACAGGGAAGGUCCAAUAUCAGAUGAUGAGACUUCGUCCGACAACAGAAACACUGGGUCCGAGGACAGUGACGACACGGACAAAAAUACAAAAGGAAAGAAAGCUGCCACGAAGAAAACAAAGGGCUCGGAGAGUCGAAAGAAAAGCACGAGCGGGGUAAAGAAAAGGGUAUUCAUCACUCAAUCAACUGCAUCACUCGUUUGCUCGUUUCAACAUUUUGCGCUGGUACUAACCGUCCUGACACCAUACACUCACUAA
This is a messenger RNA of Cooperia oncophora, 369 nucleotides long. Lineage: Eukaryota; Metazoa; Nematoda; Chromadorea; Rhabditida; Trichostrongylidae. The record is from the annotation of a GenBank genome assembly.